Seriola aureovittata is the source of this 3367-nucleotide messenger RNA. RefSeq names its product protein-serine O-palmitoleoyltransferase porcupine-like. Gene Ontology annotation, cellular component: membrane; endoplasmic reticulum. The coding region runs from base 170 to 1558 and encodes 462 amino acids. Gene Ontology annotation, biological process: protein palmitoylation; lipid modification; Wnt protein secretion. The transcript has 15 exons. Gene Ontology annotation, molecular function: Wnt-protein binding; palmitoleoyltransferase activity. The record is from RefSeq and is a predicted model, not a curated record. NCBI's taxonomy places the organism in Eukaryota, Metazoa, Chordata, Actinopteri, Carangiformes, Carangidae.
GGUGCUGAUGCUGUGACAAUGGGAGUCAUCCAGAUAAGCAUCAUCUGGACCGAGUGCGCUUAAAGCACAGCGGCAGCGCACACGCUUAACUGAUCGUAAAGGGACGGGAAAGGCAGCUGGGUAGAGACACGGGGAGGAACCUCCAGCUGCUGCACUGAAAGGUCCAGUGAUGGGAGUGUUCAGCCGACAGAAGUUUUUCCAGGAGCUUGCUCAUGGCUGCCUGCUGCCUACGGCUCAGCAGGGCCUGGAGCAGGUAUGGCAGCUGCUGGUUAUCUGCCUGCUGUGUCGGCUUCUCUGGAUGUUAGGCCUCCCUUCUUUUGUGAAACACCUGGGCACAGUGGCCGGAGGUUUCUACACUCUCUACCUGUUCUUUGAGCUUCAUAUGAUCUGGGUGGUCCUCCUCAGCCUUCUCUGCUACCUCUUCCUCUUCCUGUGCCGCCACUCCACCAUCCGAGGCACCUUCCUCUCCAUCACUGUGCUCAUCUACCUGCUGUUGGGAGAACUGCACAUGAUGGACACCACCAACUGGCACAAGAUGAGAGGUUCACAGAUGGUGGUUGCCAUGAAAGCCAUCUCUCUGGCCUUUGAUUUGGACAGAGGUGUUGUGACCAGUGUACCCUCACCCAUUGAGUUCAUGGGCUAUAUUUACUUUGUGGGCACAGUCAUCUUUGGCCCCUGGAUCAGCUUCAACAGCUACAAAGAAGCUUUGGAAGGACGUAAGCUGAGCUUUUCGUGGCUUUUCAAAGUGUCUGUUAGCUGGGUGAAGAGCCAGGUGUGCCUUGUUAUUUCCAACUGUGUAGCGCCAUACCUCUUCCCUUAUUUCAUACCUGUUUAUGGAGACAAGCUACUACGGAGCAAAAAGAGGAGGAAGAUCAGAGGUACACUGGCAAAGUGGUUGCUGGCGUAUGAGAACACAAUGUCUUUCCACUUCAGCAACUAUUUUGUUGGUUACUUCAGCGAGACUACUACCACUCUGGCUGGUGCAGGCUUCACUGAGGAGAAAGAAAACUUCAAAUGGGAUAUGACCGUGUCCAAGCCCUUGAAUAUAGAGUUCCCUCGGUCGAUGGUGGAGGUGGUAACAUCGUGGAAUCUGCCCAUGUCUCGCUUUCUGCACACCUAUGUUUUUAAGAGCGCUCUCAAAUUUGGGACAUUCUCUGCCGUCAUGGUGACAUAUACAGCCAGCGCCCUGCUGCACGGUUUGAGUUUUCAUCUGGGCGCAGUGCUAAUAUCUCUGGGGUUCAUCACGUACAUUGAGCACGUGUUGCGGAAGAGGCUUGCAGCCAUUUUUAAUGCCUGUAUACUGUCAAAGAAAUGUCAGCCAAACUGCACUCACCAGAACAAAAAGGAGCUAUGGGUCUAUAUGAUUAACAUAGCAUUCAGCGCUUUGGCAAUACUCCACCUGACGUAUCUGGGCUCUGUGUUCAGCUCCAGUGUGGACUAUAUGGAGGAGGAUGAGGACGAUAUCACCCAUCAUACCAUUCAGAAGUGGUCAGAGCUGAGCUGGACAAGCCACUGGGUCACGUUUGGAUGCUGGAUAUUGUACCGCCUCAUUCUCUAAUAAUAAGAGACAAAGAAAGAGUGAUGGAAGCAAUAAUGAUGAGAUGUAAGGCUGGUUCUCCACUUCUGCACUGUGACUUUAUCCCGCAUCAGACCGAAGAGAACAGAUUCAACCUGUAUACAACAAUAACCCAACACGCAGUGUUCAGGUUGCGCCGCACGUUGGCUGGGUAAUCUAUUAUUCUAACCUGCUGGGGACUAGUUUUGAUAUCCAUGAAGUGGUAGCCCGCUCCUCCCUCCUUUCCUCCGUAUCACAUCCUUUAUAUCUGAGCUGCAGUCGUCGAGCCCUCAUGUUGUGACGGCAGUUACAGAUGUCUCACUGUGAGUCACAAUCAAUACCUAUCAGCAUGGUGGAGAUCGGCUGCUCCUUUCUGUGGACACAUGAUAGAGCCCAUUGUCUAGGUUUCACCAUCAACUGCAGCAGAUGUCCUCCAGAUGUGGUUUCCCUUCACCUCAAGUGUUUUACAAUCGUAUUUUUAGGUUUGGAGGAUAAAACUGGUGACAUUCUUAUAGUCAGCAAUGAAAAGACUAAAACCAACAAUGCAGUAGUUCGUGUCUCAAUACAUUCUGACUUCCCCAGCUUGUCUGCCUGUGGCAAUCAGCCCCGAGCCUAUUCACUAUACUAAAAAAAGCCAAAUUGUCUCCUAAAACAGCUGGGCUCUGUAUUUUUUUUUAGCAAACAUUACUAAGGCAGGCGUAAAUAGAUUAUGUGAUAGGAACUAUUUUCAAUGGCAGAUCAAUAUACAUAUGUUUGGUGCUCUGGUGGCUAUUUAUAGCUGCAGAACAGUGAAUGAGUAAUUGACUCAAAAUAACCUGCAAUGUUCAUUGUAAUGAAGGAACAUCUCACCCAGUGCAAACCUGCGGCUCAUUAAUAUGUUAAAGACAACAAUGCAGUUUAAUGACACAGAGGGAAAAUACGCUAUAUCAAGCUCUGGCUACAGAGACAACAGUGUUUUGGUCUUUUCAUGGAAUUUGUUGGCAAUAAAAAAAUAUAUAGAAUAUCACCAGAAUUAUCCUUUAGCAGAGCUUGUCUCUUGAGCAUGUGUAAAACAAAGAGUUUACUUUUGAUUGAAAAGAGCACACGUUACGGAAAUAAGGCAGCAAUUUUAUUGUCGCUGGUAAUGAUUUCCCCCUUUGUGAAUUUUAGAUGAAGAAAAUGAAUCAGUACAUCUAGAAAUUAACUUUUGUGGUGCAGUUUCAUAGUAGUGUUUUGUAUUUUGUUUAUUUUGAUGAUUCCCUUUAAAUUGAACUUUUGCUUUGCUUAGAGAAGGUCUUAUUAGUAUUUGUGAGCAUUUGAAAAACUCGUUCACUCUUUAGUAUUGAAAAAAAAAGUUUAGAAUCUGGGUAUUACACAUGUGUCAAUGUAGAGCAAAAACAUUUAAAGUUCUCUUCAAAUUUCAUAUUACAGAUUCAAGAUGAAAUUACACAGUACACUAUAUUAAAUAUUUAUCCGCAAGUACAGAUUUUUAUUACACUGCUUCUUUUAAUGAUGCAUUUAUGUAAUUGAUGAUUGCCUGAUGAAAGAACAUGAGCGUCUGUAUCAGAUUGUGGUCACUUUCUGUCUAUAUCUUUCUUAAAUCUACAACGUCAAAGGAUUUGUUUCUUGACUCAGAUGUAGUGUUUUAGAGUAGAGCCUGAAUGUUCGUUCAUGCCUGAGAGCAAGUGCUCAGUCUCCGCAGACCUAAUUCCACUCAAUCCAACGAGUAUUUUAAAUACUAGUCUGAUAUUUAAUUUUAAGCUUUUUUUCCCUGUAAAUGUGAAGGCACUGAUACACCUGUGAUAUUUUUAUAAAAUUUUACAUGAAACUGGA